Messenger RNA from Cladophialophora psammophila CBS 110553, 3129 nucleotides. RefSeq lists its product as uncharacterized. Gene Ontology annotation, molecular function: protein binding. The transcript has a single exon. Bases 1 to 3129 code for a protein of 1042 amino acids. Lineage: Eukaryota; Fungi; Ascomycota; Eurotiomycetes; Chaetothyriales; Herpotrichiellaceae. The record is from RefSeq and is a predicted model, not a curated record.
AUGCUACCUCUACUACUGCUACUCCUGCCUUCUUUCGUCGGGAUUCUGUGCUGGGUGGCACCCGCAUGUGCACAACAACAGCUGCCCUACAAUCCGACUCGAGUUGUGCUGGCACAAGACGGCUCCGUCGCCUAUAUCUUGUCUCCGCAGCCCUCCUCCUCGCAGUUCUCUCUCUCCUUUCUGAAUACUUCGGACAGUCUCAAUUCGGCCUCUUCGGAGACACAACUCUUCAAUGCCUUGCCAUUUCUGUCUAGUACAGCCCCAAAGGCAUUUAUAACCUUUCCGGACGAUGCGGGCAUAACGGUGCUGGUGGGCGAUUGUAAGGAUUCUGCAGGAGAUCUGGGACUGUACAGGUAUACCUUCGCCGGCGACUUCAAGAACGGGACAUGGACUUCUUUGACACUCACCACGACCGACGGGACACUGAGUCCUCGGUAUCUUUCGGCUGGCUUCAUAUUCUCUCCGACGGCGUCCAGCCAUGAUGCCUCGUUGUACGUCUUUGGUGGAAUGUGUCCUAAUGACGCGUCCUCAAAUGCUAUGGACUGGGUAUCGGAAGCCACCUACUCAAAUACGAUGCUUACUAUCGCCCCGGAUCCAGCAGCUGGCCAAAUCGCUCCUUAUCAACUGUCGUUGACUGGAUCCAGAGCUCCGCCGAUUGCGGAAGCGGGCCUGACCAUAACGCCUUUGACACCAACCUUUUCCAAUGGUUCAGGCGCUGGACUUUCUCAGCAGCAGAAUUUUGUCCUUCUGGGUGGCCACACUCAGAAUGCCUUCAUCAACAUGUCUCAGCUCGGAAUAUUCUCACUACCUCAAGAAUCCUGGGCGUUCGUCGAAGCGGCACAAGCAGCAAACGCAGUUGAGCCACGGUCUGGCCAUACCGCGAUCCUGACCGAGGACGGCUCAAAGAUCGUGGUGCUUGGAGGUUGGGUAGGAGAUAUCAAUACGCCGGCGCAACCUCAAUUGGUGGUCCUAGAACUUGGUCAAGGUUAUGGAGGUCAAGGGGAUUGGACAUGGAGUGUUCCUAAGUCGUCCUCUACUCCGUUCCCGCCUAGCAAGGGCAUAUUUGGCCACGCAGUAGCCAUGUUACCGGGUGGUGUCAUGAUGGUCUCCGGAGGCUAUCCGAUCAGCUCAUCUGCGUCAAAGAGCAGACGCGAUGUCCUGGACAAUAUUCUGUUUUUGAAUACAACAACCUUUGAAUGGACGACGACUUACAGCAAUCCAUUCCCUGCAGUUUCCUCACCCAGCUCGACAAGUGCCCAGUCGUCGGCUUCAGGGCUGAAAACUUCGGAAAAGGCAGGCUUGGGUGCAGGUCUAGGUCUAGGGCUAGCAGCAGUUGUGGUGGUGGCGAUGGUAUGGCUCAUAUAUUCCAGAAGACUCAGAGCAAGACGAGCCCUUCGUGAGAAAGAACUGCGGGAACUGGCUUUGGGAGCUGAACGUUAUCACACGCCUCUCCCACCAGGCGAGGACGAUCAGAGAUAUCCAGCCAUGCGGAGUGCCAGCUGGGCUGCAGCUCUGGAACGAAAAAUUGAGAGCUCUGAAAAUCCGUUCCCUUGGGCACCUUUGUCCGCACCAGAUCAGCAGGGUCAACUGAACCAGGCAUCAGAAAAUAGCGAGAGCAAUAGCUCUCGGUAUGCUGAACGCACCGGUGUCCAGAUGGAGAUACCAAGCCCUACCAGGGGGUUGAGAAAGAGUUUGAAUGCUAGAGGCGCGAUGACAUAUCAACCCUUCAAUCAGCACCCGCCUACAGGACCAGGAGCGGUCUUCCGUAUCGACGAAGAGGAUGAGGGGAGUCAAAAUGGCUCCUUCAAGCGGACGAAGACUCCCAAGGUUACAGACGACAAAGGAUCUGUCGCAAGCGAUCCAUUCAAAGACCCACCGGCCACCACGGACGGUGCUCGACAGGACGAUGCCGCAGCACAGCGCAAGAGGGAAGUGGAAGGAUGGGUUGAUGAUUGGCAAUCAGCAGCCGAAAACAUGAGCUUGUCGAGGAGUACAAGUCAGGCGCAUAGCAGGACAUAUUCAAACCUUUCUCAGUUCCGCAAUCAGCCAGCCAUCGGAGAAGCAACGGGGCGUGGUUCACCUGAGAAGUCUGACAGGACUGGCAGCAACCUCUCCGAAAAGAGUAUUGUGAGCACCUCUUCAUAUCAAAGAUCCGUGGCUGGGACUUUGUCGCGAAACGUUUCUCAGAGAAGUACCAGUGCAGGUUAUGCUCUCUUUUCAGGGGCAGCAACAGCCAUGAGCCGACUUGGCUAUGGGCGGCAGGGUAAUUCUGAGCGGGGCGUUGGCGCCGGUCUUUCACGUGCUCCGUCAAAUCGCAGUGUAUCGCUCAAUAUUGAUCCGGCUCGGCCUAACAGUUCGAGGGAUGGCGCCGAAACGUUCUCGUCCGCCCGGAAUAGAUGGGGCGGAGCGGCAGGAGAAGACCAAGCUCUCCUCAACCGGAAUCACCAAAGACAACAGGAUGAAGAGCGUGACUAUCGGACACUUCCCGACAGUCCAAGCAAGGAGAAAUACUCGCGAGCAAGCAGCCUUACAGGAUCCAGCCGACGAGCGCUCAACCUUUUAGGAAGCGUGAGGCGGGUAUUCACCGGAACUGGAAAUGUUGAUGUGCACGACCGAGUUGCCGCCUUCGAAAGCCAGAGCAGUCAAUCAAGUCCAACGAAACAUUCGGGCCAACCCGAAAUGGCAGAAACGACACCAAAGAGAACUCUCAGCGGGGGAGCAUCGUCCUUCUGGCGCAGCAAACAGGGCGCGAAAGAUUGGGACGACGUACCAGGACCGAGUAAUACCGCCUCGUCUUCAACAGUACGCAGAAAACCUGUGCCUGGACUGAUGUUGAAUGAUAACCAGGGCGCUCUAGAGGACGACGAGGACUGGGACGUGGAGACGGCUGUACAGAAACGUGUCGUCCAGGUCAUGUUCACGGUUCCCAAGGAGAAACUGCGGGUGGUCAAUGCCGACGCUUUGAGUCUACUGAGCAGUAACCGGAGCGACAUUGACCAGGACGAAGAGAAAGAGAGGGACCCAGUGAAAAGGAUGAGUAGCGUGAGGGAAGGCGACGAAGACAAUAGUCAUGACCAACACCUUGAUGAUGAUGCAAUGAAGGGGAAAGGGAAAAAAAGGGCACCUUAA